Messenger RNA from Camellia sinensis, 307 nucleotides. The record is from RefSeq and is a predicted model, not a curated record. NCBI's taxonomy places the organism in Eukaryota, Viridiplantae, Streptophyta, Magnoliopsida, Ericales, Theaceae.
CAGCAGCUGAGCCCAAGAAAGAGGAAAAGGUGGAAGAGAAAGAGGAGUCAGAUGAUGAUAUGGGCUUCAGUCUUUUUGACUAAGGGGUUCAGAUUCCUUCUUUCCUCCACAAUUCAGAGUAAUGUAUGCUUAAACUUUUUGUUAUGCAGAGUGACUCUAGCUUUUGGUUUUUCCUUUGAUAGAAAAAAGCUUGGCAAUUUUAAAAAAUACUGCAGCUCUCUACUUGUCAUAUUUUUGGUUGUUUUAUUAAACUAGUGAAUUUUGUUGCUUUAUUCCAAAUGUGUCUAAUUUAAUGUUUUUGAUGAAU